CACCUUGGCUAUUAAUAGAAACACAUUCUUAAAUAAUCCAUUUGAAUUUCUAGAAGUGCAUCCAAUUAAUACCGCAAUACGUUCAAAUGUGCUAAGAAAUAUCAAGAUGUCACGGUCGGUUCUUGUGGUCACUAUAUGCGCAGUGUCCGCAGUUAUAGCUAUCAACAGACCUGUGUAUAAAAUCGUCCUCACACAGAAAGGUUUUGCGCAGUUUGUGCAGUAUGAUGUGGAGACACCGCCGAUCAGAGAGUUCACAUUCUGCACGUGGCUGCGGCUCUAUGACUUGGACUCCGACCAGAGUAUUUUCACCUACAUCGUGAAUGGAAAUAAUCGCGUAGUGAGACUGUGGAUGGACGCAGGUGGUCGCCAUAUGAAGGUGUCUUUCAACGAGCGGGUCUCGUCCAGCGUCCCCGUGGAGAUGAGCAGAGACGUGUGGCGACAUGUUUGUUUGUCCUACCAAUCCGACUACGGAGCAUGGGCACUCUACAUGGACUCGCGUCUCGCGUCCUGUGAGGCAGCACAAACUUUGCAUGGCUUCGUAAUACCGGCCGGUGGUAGCGUUGUGGUAGGCUACGGCACUGCUGAUAAUGGUGUGCCGCGAGGACUGGAAGGAGAGAUAUUCGGAGCGAACAUGAUACUGUUCUCUACUAUAGAACGAAACUACACACUUAAAAACCAUCCACAGUAUGAACAAAAAGCAUUCCGAAAAAAUAAAAUUCGCGGCUCCAAAAAUAUGAAGUACGUCAUAUUGAAAGAUUUACAAGAAGCCGAUCCUAAAGUGUCAGAAGACUUGACAGGACACAAGCCUAAAAGUUGGAAAGGACAACCACCAAACACCAUUGAUGUAACAAAAACUACAAAGAAACCAUUUCCUAUUGACUCAUCCAAUGAAAGAGAAAUAUUAGACUUGGUGAUGGAUAAUGCAAAACCACUACCACCUGCAAAGGAAAAACCUCAGGUUAACUUUUGGAAUUUAGUGAAUGACGCAGGUCAAGCGGGAAAAUUCAAAGCUCCUGCUAAACUUCAAGCAGAACAGUUCGGUUCCAGCACACAUGAUCGUUUCAUGAUAUCUGAAUUCGAGACACCUCCAGCUCCAAAUUCUCUAAAGACGGAUUAUUUAGAAAAACAAUUGGGCAUAGAGAAGCCUCCAGUAACUGAAUCUAUUUACAAGAUAACUGAAGAUGUUACAUUCUCCCCUAAAGCUUUCAUACCACAAACGGUUGAUGACAUUUCCGACGUCGAAGUUCCUCCGCCCUUACAAAAAGAUAACAAAGUCUACGGUCAAUGGACUAGCUCCAAAUUUGCUGGCAGCGUUCUGAACUAUCUUAAAAGUAUAAAGUUUUACAAUAAAGACAAAAAAGUUCCUCCAACAAUACCAUUGCCCAAAGGAUCUGACAAUUUUCCUUAUGCAUCAGAUUUGAAAGCCAAUAUUGUUCGCGCACCAACGAAUUUACAGAGAAAAAGCCAAUUGUCUGGAAGAAUUCUACAAAACCAAAUACAAAUAGCUUCAUUAAAACGCUUGAACAUGAAGAAACGUAGUGUUACACAAAGUGUACCACAAAUUAACGUGAAGAUAUUAGAAGAUGGACUUAGAAGCGAAAUUUUAAAAUCACACGCGCAAACUCAACCUAUACAUGUUGAAAUUACAAACCGAGGAGAAUCUAACCAUCUAACAAAAGAUUCCAGAUUAUAUAGAAAUUUAGAUAGCCAUAGGUCUGACGAAUACGUUGACAGCCUAACUAAAUUUAACUCUAAUUAUAAGAACGAUAUGUUUGAUUUUCAUAAAAGCAACAGUUUAUUCAAUGUACUGCCUUUCUUGAAAUCGGUGGAAUACUUCACGGGAGAAAAUGAGGACUUAGAUACCAGCAAAGUAGUAAAAUCAAAUAAUAUGUACACGAAAAGUUUUUCGAAUGGUAAUAAAUGGCAUAAUAUCAAGUCUUAUAACAAUGACUAUACGCCACGACGUGCACCAGAUUCUGAUACUAAGAGUAGUGAUAUUGAGCAAAACAUAGCUGAAGCCAACAAGAAACAUCCCUCUAUUAGACUGAAAUAUAAACCCGAAACGAAUAAAAUUGUACGCGAGCGGCAAGAGGAAGCAAUAAUCAAAGGAAGAGAGCUUGCAAUAGAUGUAUCAAAUCAAUCGAAUUACAAUAGAGACGCAAUAUCUAUAAUAAAAUACAAUCACGGAUUUUUGCCUGGUCACGAGCAACUAAAAACAAAAGUAGGAAAUGUAAAUCCAAAAUUCCCUCAAAAGUUAGAUAGUAAAAAUAAUUUCAAUAAGCAAGUUAAGAUUGGGAAUGCCUUAAACGAACGACACGUAAUUGGGAGUAAUGAGGAGCAGAAGAAAAAGAGUUUUGUGGGAGGAGACGAUAGGAUCCCGGACAUCAACAGAUAUAGAUCUGACAUCGAUAACGACACAGAUAAAGUGCCAGCCUCACUGCGUCCCAGAGUGUGUAAAAAUGUUGAAUUGUACGACAAUAUACUGUACGUGCAGCCAGAUGGCAGUGUGGACAUGACACAUAUACUGUCGCCGCUCAAAGUUAGAAACAUCGGCAUAGAGUUUGUAAUGCAAAAUUACCAGAAAUGCUCACUCGAGGAAUCUGCUUUAGAGAAUAAUUAUUUACUAUUAAUAAAUUGGAAUAAGACUCCCGUAAGACUGUUUGGAGGAGCUGUACCGAAGAAAACAAAAGAUCUGUGUGGCUUUUUUAAGUGAUUGUUGCUUCAGGUUGACGAUUUAAGUUAUUUUGAAAAUGACAUUUUGUUCCGUGGGGAAACGGAAGCGUUUUCUAAUAAAAAUGACUUCAUGUUUUGUCUGUUUGACAGUUAUGUAAUUCUGGAAGCCUUUGAAUUUGUACAAGUCGAAGUUGCAAAGGAAAAUAAAUGUUGCUUCCUGUUGGUUAUG
This is a messenger RNA of Pectinophora gossypiella (pink bollworm), 2902 nucleotides long. RefSeq lists its product as uncharacterized. Bases 107 to 2713 code for a protein of 868 amino acids. The transcript has 6 exons. NCBI's taxonomy places the organism in Eukaryota, Metazoa, Arthropoda, Insecta, Lepidoptera, Gelechiidae. The record is from RefSeq and is a predicted model, not a curated record.